Lymnaea stagnalis (great pond snail) is the source of this 10491-nucleotide messenger RNA. The record is from the annotation of a GenBank genome assembly. Lineage: Eukaryota; Metazoa; Mollusca; Gastropoda; Lymnaeidae.
CGCCAUGAGUGUUCGAGGCAAGUCUUGAGAUUAAAAAGCAGUGUCAUGAUGCUGCGGUUUUUCAGUUCAUGUCAGUAACGCCGGGAAGUGUGAGAUUGGAUUAUUGAGAAAACGGAUGUGCUCGUCUGUCAUUCUUUCAGUGCUUAGAGGUAAUAUUUUUAAAUAUUUGUUGUUUUUUGUGGAAUAUAAAAAGAUCUAUAGGUCCAUGCCCAUAAAAAUAAAACAAUGUCUGACUGCAGUCUACUCUUCAAGAAUAAUUAUUAAAUAUAUAUUAAAUUAUUAUUAUUGUUGCCCUUCACUUUAAUGAGACAACUACACCACGCAAUUUUAAUAAUUUUCAUUUUGAACUCACCUUCAGCCCUCACCUAAGUAAAAAAAUAUCAAUGAUUUUUCUGUGUAACUGUUAAAGUUGAGGUCACUACCUCACUAUGUUACGUAAGUACGUCGUAACUGCGUAAGUUGGGGACAUGAGGUCACUAGACUUUAAGGGUUGUGAUAUGAAGCCGGGUCUAACGCCGGUCGGGUUGAAUACAAAUUAAUUAAUUAAUGACUAGUGGCAGUGGGGAAAAAGUUAGGCCUACUGGUUAAUAAUUUCAUCAAGUGGUUGAACCUAUGAUCACUAAUUGAGAAAACACUCUUGACUCUCACUCUCAACUAGACUAAAAGUGCGUUAGACUGAGAGUGUCAGCAUUAAGUAAAUGUUGAGUCUUUGGUCUUAUUAAUUUAGUUAUUCAUUACGGCCAAGGGUAUUCCUUUUAAUUUUGUUUUUACCAUGUUAAGUCUUAGGUCUUGUUACUUAUUGAGUUAUUCACUAAGAUCCUAAGAAGGGUAUUUCUUUUGUUUUUACCAGGACAUAACUGGUUUUUAGACAUUUGUCCUGGUUUGACUUGAGCUGAAACAAGCAUAGUUUAGGACUAAAUUAUUUUAAAAUAAUAAUUUUAUUUAAAUUUAUUAAAAGAUUAAGUAGAACUACAUGUGAUAUCCAGGCAUAAAAAAAUCAUUAAAUGGCACAGCUUAAAGAAUUACAAUUAAUCAAAAUUGGAAUAAUGAUUUUUUUCUUCAAAAGAGCACCUCACUAUCUCCUCCCUGAAAUGUAAUAACAAAUAAUUAUUUAUAUUUGGACACCCAUGGCCAAAAAUUUAUUUAUAAAAUAUAAAAAAUGGUCACAUUAUACUACACCCAUGUAAGCCAGCCUUAUAUGCCCAUGUAAGCCUAUGUAUCAAUUAUGUAGUAUUGUCUGUUGACCUAAUGGUCCCUACACCUCCUGAGUGAUGUAUUAACCUGGGCCGGAUUAAGGCCUUUUAUUAUUGGGCCCAGCGCAUAGCCAACAUGGAGCUCACGACCAUAAGCCUAAAUGUCUAUUUACCUGUUCAUAUUCAUAGAUAAGAUUGGUUUCAAGACUUAACUUACAUUGUUAACACUACUGGUGGGUGUACACUUGACAGUAAGCCCUAUCAGGGGCCCCUUGCGUCUCAAAAAGGCCAUGGCAGGUGGCACUGCCUAACAUUUCCAAGGCAUGUCAUUAAUGCAAGUCAAAAGAAGCCUACACUUUUAGUAGGCCUGUAUUAUACAUGUAUAUCUUUUAGUUGCAAUAAAAGUAUAUCUGUUCUUUUUAGAUUUAAACCAUUUUUAGAUUCAUUUAAGCUUAGACAAAGAACUACAUUAUUCAAAUAUUUGAUUAUAAUUCUGUGAAUAGAGUUGUUUGCAUAUUUUGAUUGAUGUUACACAGAAGUACUUGACUAUAAUUUAAUUAUCUCCAUCAUUCAAAUAUUUAUUUAUUAUUAUUUUUAAAAAAAAUUUUUAGUUUCUUAAUUUGACCUUAAUUCUGAGAGAACUACCCUCACUGGCAAUUGGUAAAUGGCUUAAAAUGAAUAUAAUAGGAAUUUUUUAAAGUUUAGUUGUUUUUUUUAUAGAUAUUGAGCACACCAUUAAAUAUUAUUUCAUACAUUUUGUUUGACCAUGUUUAAAAAAAUAAAUAUAUUUUAAUUCAGGAUAUUUUUGUUCAUUUAUUUAGACACUUAGGUUUGGAAGUUUUACAAAACAGAAUUGUUCAGAGACUAAGACGGACUUACAUAUAAAUAUAAAUAUUGUGGAUUUAACAGAAGAAAAUGGAUAACCACACAAGUCACCAACCUAAAACUAUGCACACAGAAGUUGUUAUUGUUGGUAAGUGAUUUUUUUUUUUUUAAGUUAACCAUUUGUGGUGUAAUGUAAACUAUACAUUGAAAGUUUUGUUUCUAAAUUGUUUAGAAAAUGUUGGUCAAGCUAGAAUAACUUAAUAUUACUGUUUACAAUUUUUCAUUUUAAUACUGUACAUAAAUAUAUACCAAAGAAGGCUUGUAAUAAUUUUGAGCACCACUUGAAUAAUUGAAAAGAAACAUUGGCUGCUAUCUUUUAAGUCUAAUAUUCCAUUAUUGACAAAGUUAUGGGAAAAUUAUAUUACAUAAAGUACAGUGAUACUCAUCAUUAUUUCUAAUGAAAAAACUGAAUUAGUUUGAGGAACUUAAUGGCCGAAGUGCUGCAACACAAAUACUAAAGCUAUUAAGCAUUUUCUCUUAUUACACUGUAACAGUGACUUGGGAGGCCACAACACUAAACUAGGAGUGCCACAAGUUUAAGACCCCUGCAUUAUUAACUCAACAUUUGUUAUGACAACUUGUUAGCUAUAGAAUGCUGAAUGCUCCAAAGAGAGGUGGAUAAAAAAAAAGGGGUUGGGGUAUGGUGUGCUGUUUGAACUUACUUAAACAACAGCGAACUUGUAAUUAACACUUGAACAACUGACUAUUCAUUUGUUUCUACUUAAAUACUGAUAAAAACUGAGAUUACCUUAUCAUUACUUUAAAGGCACUAUGCAAAUCAGUGGUGUUGGGGAUUUAAGGCCCUAAGGAUUUGAAACCUAGAAUUUUUUCCAAUAAGAUAUCAAGAGAUCCCCACUCUUCUCAGAGAUGUCUCAUGAACAAUUUAGCUGUAUAUAAUUGCUCAUACCAUUGUUAGUUUUGGGCUCAUUGAUGUCAUUUGUUGCAAACAUUCAUUUUAAAAAGUUGCAAUUUGAUUGCAAUUUUAUUCUUUUACUGCACAGAAAUAUAUGCAUUCUUCUUAAAAAAUAACUAUUGAUUUCAUUUUUUUCUCCAUUAGGUAAUGGCCCCUCUGCAAUAUCUCUGUCAUAUAUGCUUGCUGGUAAUAGACCGUAUUACAAUGGCCAUACACUUUCCAAUGAAUAUCUCAGUAAAAGGUUGCAAGAGAACAUGGGAAUUUCUUUGGUUGAGCAGGUACAUAUACCAUGCAUUUUUAAGAAUUAUCUUUAUAUUUAUAUUUGUAAUCAUCCAAUCUCAUUAUUUUUUAAAUUACACUUAAAUUUCUUUUAAAGUAAAUAUCUACAGACCCAAAUUAAUAUUUUGUCAAACACUGUAACAAAUAAAUAUUUAUUGACAAUAAAUUUAACAAUUAGUUGAUGCUGUUUGUCAUCAUUGUUUAAAAGGGGCUGUGUAAUUAUAGAAUAGUGUAUGUUUUAAAUGUGUCCUUGCUACAAGAUUGGCCAAUAAUGUAAUUUGUUUUAUUUUCAAUAUACCUUAUUUUCUGAUUUCAGGAUUUACCAUCCCUCUGUGAUGGCUUAGAAGGCAGAUCCAACAACCCAGUAGCUUUACUCUUCGACAGUCUGUUCCAUCCAGAUGCUGACUUGGGUGCAGACAACCCACCAGCUAUGGACUGGAAGUAUCAGGCAGAGCAUGAAGUUCCACAUGUUGUACUUGGUAAAACCAAGCCCGGAGGAACCUGGCAGGUAUGCUUUUCAUACUUUUUCUAACAUUUUUAUAACACAUUCGAAAAUAUAUUAUUGGGGGACAAAACUUUUGUGUAGAGCAGGCCUGCACAACAUACGGGCUGCAUCCGCCAGCAACCACUUUGCGGCCGCGAAGUGACGAAUUAUUCUUUUUUUUUUAUUUUUUUUUUUUUUAAAUAGAUUCCCCCCCCCCCCCAUCCCCCAUCCUAUUAUCAUUCGGCCGGCACAAAUUUUUCAUAAAGUAUUAUGGUCCGCCUUACAUUUUCAGUUGUGCAGGCCUGGUGUAGAGCAUUAGGAUUUUUUUAAACUAGUCCUUUCUCUAUGGAAUCAUAGACAUGGCUUUGGAAGUUAUUUGUUAAAAAAGUGGCUAUGUGGUUGGACAAGCUCCAGUCCAGACAGUGAAAGGUUUAUUUCCAUGCAAAUCCUAACACCCAUCAGGCGAGGUUGUGAAAAGACUUCCUUGUCAGUCAGUAAUAAAUGAAGUUAUUUUGAAAGAUAAUUUUCAAUUUAAAAAAAUUCCAUGCUCAUUUAUAUUGUAUUUAAUAAUGAUAUUCCGAUUGAAAUUCUCUCUCCAGAAAAUCGAUGGUGCCAUGCAGACAAUAAGUCAAAACUCUUGGAUGGAGUUACCUGGAGUGCCUUUUAAGGAAUGGCUUGCUAAACAACGGUGAGUUUUAAUAAUGAUAGUGAUACUGUAUCAAUGGUUUGAUGGUUUUGAUAUACUAAGCAACAGUUUUUUAAAGAAGAACUUAUUAAGUUUACUUAGGGUCACACUGUCUUAUCCAUGUUCAUUUAAAGUAUGUUCACUGUUAAUUACUUUUAUAUGAUUAUUUUCAGGCAUACAUGCAGAGGAGAAAAUAUGUUGGGUCGUGCCACAAUUAGUGAUGUAAAGGAUUAUUACAGUGACUAUGUUAAAUCACAACACCUUGAGAAAUACUUCAGGGAUUAUCACACUGUGACAUCGGUGCAGAGAGUUUUCCACCUGCGCAAUCAUGUUGACAGUGAGAGUGGUGAAGUUGAACCUUGUUGUCAGAACGUCCGGAGAAACCACACACAUUGUUGGGAAGUUCGAGGCUACAGCACAGUAAUGGAUGAUCAAGGGCAGGUGGUUGCCAGGCAGGAAUUUUGCUAUGUUGCUCCUCACGUUGUUCUGGCCACUGGUGCCUACGACAUCCCCAACAGAUUGGGUGUUGAAGGGGAGAACCUUCCAUGUGUUGUUCACUGUUUGGGAGAGUUUGAACAACGACUGGCACAGUGCGAGGCACAGACAACAGAUCCAGUUCUUGUUGUAGGUGCCGGACUAAGUGCUGCAGAUGCCAUUCUCAUGGCUCUGGAAUCUAAUAUUCCUGUUAUACAUGUUUUUCGCCGCAAUCCAAAUGACCCCUCACUUAUUUUUUCCAAGCUUCCAAAGGCCAUGUACCCAGAGUACCACAGAGUGCACAGUCUCAUGAAAGGUAAAGAAACAAACGAGCUCUACAAGGCCUUGCCCAGGCACAGUGUUGUGGAGAUUACUGAUGGCAAAGUACUUGUCAAGGCCAAAGGUACUGAUUCUCUCAUUUGGUUUGACAUUUCCUGCAUUGCUAUAAUGAUAGGCUCCAGAUCUGAUCUGGGGUUUUUGCCCAGAGAAGGUCGACACCUGGGUGUUGUUCCUAAAUGGCCCAUCGACAGCAAGCACAACACAAUUGACAUUGAUGCCUAUUCAUAUCAGUCUGUUCAUGAACCACAAAUGUUUGCCUUGGGACCGCUUGUAGGAGACAAUUUUGUUCGAUUCGGGAUUGGGGGUGCACUGGGAAUUGUAAGUCACAUAAGCAACUGUCGUAAAAAAGAUGGAAUGUAGUUUUUAGUGAAUUUUUCAUCAAUGUCGUCAAAAAGGUUCCAAGAAAAGGCUCAGCUAAAAUGUGGAUUGCUCCUGAUCCUUCCUUGACUUCAAGGAAAUUGUUGUUCAUUUGUUAUGUCAUAAUAAAUAAAUAUGUAUAAUGUAUAUUUAAUAAUCUGCAAGGCUACAAUAUGCAUUGUUUAUGGUUUUAUUUUGAUCCCUUAUUUGAGGAGGGGAGUUAUGUGUACACUAUAGAUAUAACUCUAUAUGGUCCAUCUAACUUUUCUUCACACUUUGAAGAAUUCUGAAAAACCUUAAAAAUGUGCCUUGAGAGUCUAGUAAACUUAUUAAAUUUUUAGAUCUAACUAUGUACAUUUUUUUAAUAAUAUGAUUUCAACCUUGCUUCAAAUGUACUCAAGUAAAAUAAAUAGAAUGUGGUGGGAAUAUGGUAAGCUGUGACAUAAAUGUAUCCAGUUCUACCGAAAGAGGUUGAGACAGCAUAGAUCUGCAAGAUGCCUAUGAUGUCUGGCCAGAAGAGCUUCUGGGGAAGGGUAGUAUGGAAAUUGUCCCAUGUGUUGUGCAUCGGGGUGGGGGCAGACAAGCAAGCAUAAUGUUCUAAGGGGCAUGUUCAGAUGGGAAAUGUUGAUUCUCUCCUCCCAGUGUUAUAUAUAUAGUUUGUUAUAGUUUAUAGUAGAAUUUUCAAAAUGUAAAAAAAAAUAUAAUUUUCAUAUAAGGGGUUUCCUUAUUUUUUACCAACUGCUUCAGAAAAAUUGCUCAGGUUAUAAUAUUUUUUUAAAGAAAUUCAUUGGAAAUGCUAAUAACUAAACACUCAGUCAAGCCUUCAGUAAAGUUUUCACACUGUAUAUUUGUAAUAUAUUUGUAAUACUUACUUUGUUACAUCAUAAAGUGCUGAAGUGUGCCACUCUUUACUGAAAACAAUUUCUUUUCCAUUGAUCCAGCUAGGAAAGUUAAAACUUUUAUCCUGAGUUUAAACAGUUUUUUGAUUAUUCAUAUAUAGUUUAUAUGUUCACUCUAAAUUGUGUUCAAGUGUUUUUUUUUUUUUUUUGUAGAUGUGUUUUUAAGUUGUAGAAAUGUAUACAAUUGUUAGACUUGCCAACUCUUAUGUCCACUCUAUUUUUAAAAACCUGUUUAAACAGUUUUUUGAUUAUUCAUAUAUAGUUUAUAUGUUCACUCUAAAUUGUGUUCAAGUGUUUUUUUUUUUUUUUUUGUAGAUGUGUUUUUAAGUUGUAGAAAUGUAUACAAUUGUUAGACUUGCCAACUCUUAUGUCCACUCUAUUUUUAAAAACCAGUCUUUGGAAACUUGUAGUUGUAGGAAGAAACAGGAUUUCAUUAUCAAAAAAAAUCUGUGAUUUUUAUUUAAUUUAUGUUCUCUUUGGUAAUAUUUUAAGUAUUUUUGGGGGGUUUCCUCCACAUGUCAAAGUGGACUGGCCAUUUUUAAUUAUGCCCUAAUCAUUCAGUUUUCUGCUUGUUUUUUCUUCUCAUUUUGAUCAGGGAUAUAAUUUGUAAGAAAUUAUAGCAGUGUUCAUGUUAAAAUUCACCCAGCCAAUAUUUAUCCAUCUUUUUUAUUGGGUUUAUCCAUUUAUAGUGGUCUCUUCUCAUAAAUUGCAGCAUGCUCCAAUUUAGUGUUAUGCAUUAUUCAUGUGCAGUUGUAGUUGAAAAGAAAAGGAUUUUUAUUUAUUUCAGAUUUUUAAAGUUUUGUUUUGGGUUGUGGAAUGGUUUUCCAGAUACGGAAAUCUCAUAAUUGCCAUUAAAUGGUAUUGAUACAAAUAUUUUUACUGUAUCACAAUCGAUUCAAUGUGUACCUUUGUUAAUCAAAAGUGACUAGUUCAAAAAGUUUUUAUAGUAAAAAUAACCUCAUUUUUCAAAGUUUGCUUGCGUUUUAAACACAGUGUUACAACACAUAAAUGUCAAUUCUAUUGUUUCUAUUAAUUUAUGUCAGCUUACAAUCAAAAUAUUUUGUUUAAUCAGUUUAAUAUUUUAUAUUCUAUUUUGAGAAAAUUUGUCACAUUUUAAUUGCAUAAAUAUUUUUAGAUGCAAAGGGCGCUCAAAUCAAUGAUUGAUGUUUUUCCUCAACUGAUAUCUACUUCAGUGGUUAAAUUAUAUUAUUAAACCAACCAUUGAAUGCUGUAAUGCAUUAGGAUUAAUUUUCAAAAGUGCAACAUGAAAAUUUAGCGAUAGUUUUUUGGUUUUUUAAAAUGAAUAUCAAGCAAUUUUAUUUUUAAAUAUCUAGAAAGGUAAGUUAAAUGUAAUUUGUGCAGCACUGAUUAUUUUUAUUUAAGUGCACAAUGUUAAAAUGAUAAUGGCAUGUUAUGGCUUGUGUGAUAUUUUGAUGCAAUUCUGACUUUUUUUGUUUGUUUAUAAAAACACUUGUAUUGUCUACAUGUCCUGGAUGUCUCAUUGUUAGAUGUGGGUUGAAAUGAUAAUUUGAUUAAUUAUAGCAAUUCCCUGUGUCACUUUGCAAAUAGAUGAAACUAUUAGUUGGCCAUCUCAUGGAAUUAAUAUUUUAAGUUCAUGAUUAUGUUAGUUAAAUUGUAUGUACAGCAUGGUGAGCCCAGCUCUAGGCUGGGGUGCCAGGCUAUAUAAAACUACUACUAAUAAUAAUAAUAAUAAUUUCAAAAACUAAACAAAUUAAAAUAUAUAAUGUCAUAUUAAUUUCUGUUCAAAUGAACUGAGGGGAUACACUGUUCUCAAAAGUAAUUAUGGAUUAAUUUGAUAUGACAUCUUUAAAGAAUUUUGAGAAAGGUUCAGUGUAUGAAACCAAUAUAGCAAAUGUUAUCUAUGUACUAAGGACAAAUAUAUGAAACACAUAUUUUCAUCAUAAAGGGCAAUCUUUUAUCUGAUAUAGCCCAAUCGGGACUCAUUAUUUGAAGUUGAGAUUUUCAAUGGUAAUUAAUUCAAUUUUUGGAGAAAAACAAUUCUUAUGGUUUGUAAGUUCCAUGUUGUCUCAGUUGUCCAGAAUGUUUGUCUAUUGGUUUUGAUGACAUCCAACAAAAACAACCUCCUAGAUGUUGAGUGGGUUAUGAAUUGAAAACUUGAGGCAUUUAUGUUCACCGUCUUUGAUCCUUUUGUCAAGACUGAGCAGACAAUAUUCAUUUAGUAUUAUCAUUGAAAUUGUUUUUUUGUUUCUUAUCAAAGUUUUCUGGUCUUUUUUGUUUUGUACUUUUUUUACCAACAUUAGUUUAAGAGGAAUGAUAAACAAAGUAUUCAAGUUCCACGAAGUCACAAGCUGUCGGCACCAAUUAUUGCUAUCCCUUUUAAAAAAAUUUCAAAUUUCAAUAACUAUAAUCCAGAUUUCAUUUUUAAAAUUAGAUGGGAACUUUCAAUUUAAUUUGAUACAUUUUAACUCUGUUGUCUUUAUUGCAUAUAAAGGGUGUUAGCUCUGCAUUAUAUUCUUAGUUAUUGGGCUUUUCUAUUAAAAAAUUAUUAAAUUGUUUUCAUUAAAAUAGCAUUUCUAAAGGUUUCCCUCUUCCAGGCAAGUAACACAAGAAAACCUUCAGUAGGGAAAUUUUUAAUUUUCUGCAUCUUAGUCAAAGUAUUAAAAAUUGCAGCGUUCAAAAAUGUAUUAAAUUCUUUCCUCGAUAAGAAAACAGUUUUCAUAGGGGACGUCAUAUACUUGUAUGUUGCAUUCUACUUAAGGUGUAUAAAUUUAAUGUGCUGCUUUUAUUUGUUUUGUUUUUGAAAAUCAAGCAUUUGCAUAUGUCUGUCAUUUGCAUUGAACUUGUCAAACAUGUGUACCAAGAGAUGGCUAUAAAUAGAAAAAGCUUUAAUUUUUGUGUGAGUUUAUGAAAGUGUUGCACAAAGUUGAUUCUAAUUUAAAGUUACUUGUUGGCUCUUUUGCUGAUCAUUUGACAAUAAUUUAAAUAAACAGUGUGCAAUUUUUUUUCUUAAAAUUUUUAUAUUGAUUUGAUAUCCACCUGGACUUUUCAAUUAAAUAAAUUAAAUUUUGUAUUCAAAAGGAUUCUUACAAAAAAAAAUUAUGUUGAAACUAUACACCACUACUCUGGUGUGUAUCUAUUUUUGGAUAAAAUUCUCCCUUGAAACUUAUUUAUAAUGGUGAAUACAACUGCUAUUGUCCAACUUAGAUGAUUUCAGGUUGUUUAGAGAAGUUUUUUUUUUUUUUAAAUGUGUUUUAGCUAACAAUGAAUUGAUUCAUACACUUCAGUUACCCAUUAACAGAUUAUGAAUGCAUUGUUAAAAACUUUUUUUUAAAAGGACUGCCACAGCAUCCAUCAAUUCAAACCUAAAUCAGUGUGUCUUUAUAGUUAUUAUGUCUUUAGCAAGAUGAAUUUUAUGUCAAUUUUUCUAAUGCUUGAGGGGUGGGUUUGGAGGCAAUAGUUGGCUGACAUAAUGGCACCAAGUUUGUGUGAGAUUUUUAAAAAAAAUUCUGGUCUGCUCUUUCUUUACUGUCUUAUUCAAACUUUAUUUGAAAUGAUGAUACACCAGUAGAUAAUGCAAAUAUAAUUCUAGAGGGCUUAAAAUUUUUAACUCUAUCAUUAUAAUCAGGACUUAUUCACUUUUCAUUAUCAAUGUACACAAUUUUGUUAAGUUUUUUUCUCAAAACUUAUUUUAGUAAUAAUUUAAAUUUGUGUGUAUCUUGAACUGACUUACAACUGCUCUGGCUGUGAUAAGGGUAAUGGAAAUUUGUGUUAUUUUUCUUCUUAUGACUUUUGUUGGGAGAAAUAAUAAUGCAAUUUUAUGUAACAUUGUUUUGUUGUUGCUUGCCAAUGCCAUGUUUUUAAAUUUUACUAAUAAAAAAAUAAAAUGUAUGAAACUUUAAAAGAAAGUGAGUUUUUUGUGUAAAUAAUUCAGUGUUGAGUAACAUAUUAGUUGGUAACAUUGUUGCUCAAAAUUAAGGACCAGUAAUUUGGGUCAAGACCAG